Labrus bergylta (ballan wrasse) is the source of this 4214-nucleotide messenger RNA. NCBI's taxonomy places the organism in Eukaryota, Metazoa, Chordata, Actinopteri, Labriformes, Labridae. The record is from RefSeq and is a predicted model, not a curated record.
AUGCCUGAGCCAGUCAAAAAAGCAGUUUCAGCAUUUUCAAAGAAACCAAAAACUCAGGAGGCAGAGGAGGGGUCUUCUGUGGUCUUUGAAGCAGAGACCGAGAAGCCUGAUGCUAAAGUAAAAUGGCAAUGCAAUUCUAAGGACAUCACCAGCAGCGACAAAUGUGUGAUCAAAGCCGACGGAAACAAGCACUCACUCACUAUAACAGCCCUUACCAAAGAAGAUACCAAUGCCUAUGCAGUAAUUGCUGGGGGGUCAAAGGUCAAGUUCGAGCUGAAGGUCAUACCGAUGCCAGUGGCUCCAGUUGAGGCCCCCGCUAAUGGAUCCUCGGAGCCCAUUGUAGUACCAGAACAGACCCCUGCUGAACCGCCUGUAGAAGCCACCACAGAGGACCAUACCGUCGCCCCAGCACCUGAUGCUCCAUCUGCUGAGGAGGCUCAGCCUCCUGACACCAGGCAGGACCUGACUGGCAUCUUUUCAGAGAAACCUCAGAGUGGAGACGUCACUGUAGGUGAAAACAUCACAUUUGUGGCUAAAGUGAAUGCUGAAUCACUGCUGAAAAAGCCAACCAUCAAAUGGAUCAAAGGGAAGUGGAUGGACCUCGCCAGCAAGUCUGGAAAACACCUUCAGCUAAAGGAAACAUAUGACCGCAACACCAAGGUGUAUACAUUUGAGAUGCAAGUCAUCGCAGCCAAGCCUAACUUUGCUGGAGCUUACAGGUGUGAGGUCACAUCCAGGGACAAGUUUGACAGUUGUAACUUUGACUUGGCAGUACAUGAGGCUCGUGCUGCUGAAGGUCUGGACAUAAGAGCAGCUUUCAGGCGCACUAGUACAGAUGGAAAAGAAGACUCCGGAGAGCUGGAUUUCAGUACUUUAUUAAAAAAGAGCAGCAGUUUCUUAAAAUCCUCAAAUCGAGCCGUACAGGUGAGCUCAGAACCGGACGUGGACGUGUGGGACAUUCUCAGCCGAGCUCCUUCAUCAGAAUUUGAGAAGAUUGCUUUUCAGCAUGGCAUUACUGACCUGAGAGGCAUGUUGAAGAGACUGAAGAAGAUGAAGAAAGAAGAGAAGAAAAGUGAAGCUUUCCUCAAAAAGUUGGAUCCUGCUUACCAAGUGUCAAAGGGACAAAAGAUUAAAAUGGCCAUUGAAGUAGCAAAUCCAGACAUAGAGGUGAAAUGGCUGAAGAACGGACAAGAAAUUCAACCAACGGGAAGCAAGUACAUCUUUGAAAGUGUUGGAAACAUGCGUUACCUGACCAUCAACCACUGCUCCUUGGCUGAUGAUGCAGCUUACUGCUGUGUGGUAGGAGAGGAGAAAUGCACCACUGAGCUCUUUGUCAAAGAGCCUCCCGUCCUGAUUGUGAAGAAUCUGGAGGAUCAGAUGGUGAUGAAAGGGGAGCGGGUGGAGCUGGAGUGUGAAGUGUCAGAGGAAGGGGCCAAUGUGAAAUGGGAGAAGGAUGGUGUUGAAUUAACAAGAGAUGAGUCGUUCAAGUAUCGCUUCAAAAAAGAUGGCUGCAAACACGUCCUGAUCAUCAACGAGGCCACAAAGGAGGACUGUGGUCACUACAAGGUUAAAACGAAUGGCGGCGAGUCAGUGGCUGAGCUCCUGGUGCAGGAGAAAGAACUGGAGGUGUACCAGAGCAUCGCAGACCUCUCCGUAAAGGCAAAGGAUCAGGCGGUCUUUAAGUGUGAGGUGUCAGAUGAGAACGUGAGGGGGACGUGGUACAAGAAUGGUGUGGAAGUAAAACCAGACGCCAGAAUAAAUAUCACACAUAUUGGAAGAAACCACAAACUGACCAUCGAUGAGGUCAAACCAGAGGAUGAGGGAGACUACACUUUUGUGCCUGAUGGCCACGCCUUCAACCUAUCUGCCAAACUCAAUUUCUUGGAGGUGAAGAUUGAUUACGUCCCCCGCCAAGAUCCACCUAAAAUCCACCUGGACUGUAUGGGUCGCACUGCUGAGUCAACCAUCGUGGUGGUAGCUGGCAACAAACUACGCCUGGACGUCCCGAUCACUGGAGACCCGGCUCCCACAGUGGUCUGGACCAAAGCAGAGAAGGUGGUCACAGACGGAGAUGGCAGGGUCCAUGUUGAAACCACUAAAGGACACUGCAUCUUCACCAUUGAGGGGGCCGAGAGGCAGGAUGAGGGGAUCUAUUCCGUCGUGGUUCGAAACCCGGCUGGAGAGGACACAGCAGAUAUCAAUGUGAAAGUUGUUGAUGUUCCUGAUCCUCCACAGGCUGUGAAAAUCCUCAGUGUGGGAGAGGACUCCUGUGUAGUUCAGUGGGAUCCCCCUCUGUUUGACGGAGGCAAGCCAAUUAUCGGUUAUGUGCUGGAGCGAAAGAAGACAAAGAGCUACAGGUGGAUGAGACUUAACUUUGACCCUUAUCCUGAAACGACCUUUGAGGCUAAGAGGAUGAUUGAAGGAGUGCCAUACGAGAUGCGAGUCUAUGCUGUAAACGGUAUCGGCAUGUCUCGUAACAGUCCGGCCUCGCAGCCUUUCGUGCCAGUUGCUCCUACAAGUGAGCCCAUCGGACUGUGCGUGGAGGACAUCAGCGACACCUCCAUCUCUCUGAAGUGGCGUCCGCCUGAGAGGAUCGGCUCAUCUGAACUCGAGGGUUAUGGGGUCGAGUACUGCAAGGAGGGCACCGAUGAGUGGAUUCCAGCCAUUCAGGGUCUGACUGAUAGGACAGUGAUGGUCGUCAGAGGCCUCACUACUGGAGACAAGCUGCAGUUCCGUGUGCGAGCCUACAACAUGGCGGGACCCAGUGCUCCCACAACCUUGGCUCAACCUGUCACCAUCAGAGAGAUAAUGCAACGUCCUAAAAUUUGGCUUCCCAGAAACCUCCGGCAGACUCUCAUCAAGAAAGUUGGAGACACUGUGAACAUCGUGAUACCUUUCCAGGGUAAACCCCGGCCAAAGGUCACAUGGAGCAAAGACGGGGAGCCUCUCAGCUCAUCAUUUGCCAGUGUGAGAAACAGCGAGGUGGAUACGAUCCUCUUCAUCCGUAAGACAGAAAGGAAACACUCGGGGAAGUACAACCUCCAGGUGGAGAUUGAGAAUGUGGAAGACACAGCGAGUAUCAUGCUGCAGAUUGUUGAUCUCCCCGGGCCGCCUGAGGGCCUUAAGAUCGUGGAUGUCUGGGGUUUUAAUGUGGCACUCGAGUGGAAGCCGCCUAAGGACAAUGGAAACUGUGAAAUAUCUGGAUACUGCAUUCAGAAAGCUGACAAGAAGACCAUGGAGUGGUACACAGUCUACGAUCAGUACAGGCGAACACACUGUGUGGCGUCUGACCUCAUCAUGGGGAAUGAGUACGUCUUCAGAGCCUUCGCCAUCAACCUGGUGGGUCUCAGCCUGGACCCCUGCGACACUAAGGACAGCGCCUACAUCCAGAAAACAGGUAUCGCUUACAAGCCGCCCUCUCACAAAGAUCACGACUUCUCAGAGGCUCCCAAGUUCACACAUCCUCUGGUGAGCCGGUCCGUCAUCGCAGGAUACAACGCCACGCUCAGCUGCUCAGUCAGAGGCAUCCCAAAGCCUAAAGUGACCUGGUACAAGAACAAGAUGGACAUCUCGAAUGAAGCCAAGUACCGGAUGCUCAGUAAGCAGGGUGUCCUGACGCUGGAGAUCCGUAAGCCGUGUCUGUUCGAUGGAGGAGUUUACAUGUGCAAAGCUGUGAACGACAGCGGAGAGGACAUAGUGGAGUGUAAACUGGAGGUCCGCCCUCAAAUUGCAAAAGAAGAAAAGAAAGAGGAUAAGAAGUAGGAGGUUCCAGCUGCAGACUGAAGAGAAGAUGAAUGGUCUUCAAAAAAAAAAAAAACUCCUCACCUGCAUCACAAACUGUGUUUAGCCCACAUUGUUUUCCUUUUCUUGUUUCUGCACAAUUUUCCUCGAAUCUCUUCUAUUAGUUUGCAUCAUGUCAACCUCACUUCUAUGUCAGUAUCAUGUUGGUGACCGGAUUACUGAAUAUAUUGGGGGAUCAUGCUUGAGGUUGCUGUUCUUUAGAAAGGAAUCUUUCAUAUUUAUGCGUCAUUAAAAUGGGAAAAAUUGAACCACUAUGUUCUGUAGUUAAAGAUAAUGGAUGUUGUUGUCCAGGAAAAGAAAGUGGUAAUAUUUCUGAAGUAAUGUAUGUUUUUUGUCCUGUCUCAUUCAGGUGAUAGAGGAAAAUGACUACAGAAUGUUGAUUAUUCUGUGUAUAAAAAGUGCUUUAAAAACAU